This is a messenger RNA of Agrilus planipennis (emerald ash borer), 5211 nucleotides long. RefSeq names its product acetylcholinesterase-like. The record is from RefSeq and is a predicted model, not a curated record. NCBI's taxonomy places the organism in Eukaryota, Metazoa, Arthropoda, Insecta, Coleoptera, Buprestidae. Gene Ontology annotation, cellular component: plasma membrane. Gene Ontology annotation, biological process: acetylcholine catabolic process; choline metabolic process. The transcript is spliced from 4 exons. The coding region runs from base 601 to 2547 and encodes 648 amino acids. Gene Ontology annotation, molecular function: acetylcholinesterase activity.
CAGUAUAUCUUUUUUUUUCUACAUUCCAUUUUAAAGGUCCAAUAAAAAUAUAAAAAGGUUGAAGCAAGUAAUAAGCCUUAGGUGUUCCACAUCAAAGCAUUUAUGGAUAUUAACUGGCAAGCGGUGUGUGUGAAUAUUUAGAUGAGAUGAAAAUGAGAUGUCUAAGUGACGAAAUUGGAUCUAUGUCUUAACUUGAAAGCUCUGUUAUGCAAUUAUGAGACAGCUUCAGAAGUCUUGUCAGGCAAUGAACGGCAAAUCCGAAAUGAUUAGAAAUCUGUCAGCAAUAUUCCUCCAGUGAAUGAUGAACGAUGAUAGAAAUUCGUACCAUAAAAGGGCUAUCAACUAAUACGAUCCAGAGCCAAAAACUUUUUCACAUCUAAGAAGUUAUAUUUUACAAAAAUUUGUUUAAGUUUUUAUUUAGGAUCUAAUGGGAUUAAAACAAAACAAGAACAACUUAUAUUCAAAUAAGAUGUGUAGGUAUAAACUAACUUGUGUGUCUCGCCCUAAAAUCUACACUGGAAUUACAGGAAGAAAAGAAAAAGUCAAAAAUAUACUUCAUUAGAAUCAGGAUAGGAAAGAGUGGAGAUACACACCGUUGCAAUGCGGAGACUGUGGUUUUUCGUCAAGCUUCUGAGCAGCGUUCUGCCUCUUAAUUUAUGUCUUCCUGCAUCUCAUCAUGGCCGCCAUCACUUCCCGGAGCCGUACGUCGAAGCUCUUCACAUGGCGAGAGACACGUUCGAUCCGCAUCGCGAUUCGGAGGAGUUUCGUCGCGACGCCACAGAAAACGUGAAAGAUUUCAAUCGCCGUGACUCCGAAGACGACUCGUUAAUAGUACAAACUGGCAAGGGUAAAAUACGGGGUGUAACGUUGACCGCGAGCAGUGGUAAAAAAGUGGACGCGUGGCUUGGAGUGCCGUACGCACAAAAACCGACGGGAAACCUGCGUUUCCGACAUCCGAGGCCUAUCGAAAAGUGGGAUCAUGUAUUAAACGCAACAAAACAACCCAACUCGUGCGUUCAAAUAAUAGACACUGUUUUCGGUGAUUUCCCGGGCGCCACAAUGUGGAACCCCAACACGCCCCUGAACGAGGACUGUCUCUAUUUGAACAUAGUCGUGCCGAAGCCACGUCCAACAAACGCGGCCGUCAUGCUGUGGAUCUUCGGGGGCGGUUUCUAUUCCGGCACGAGCACCUUGGAAGUCUACGAUCACAACAUAAUCGUAUCGGAAGAGAACAUUAUUUUAGUUUCAAUGCAAUACCGUGUGGCCUCCUUAGGUUUUUUGUAUUUCGGCACUUCAGACGUGCCCGGUAACGCGGGUCUUUUCGAUCAAAUGAUGGCAAUCCAAUGGGUCCAUGAUAACAUCGGGGCGUUCGGCGGGAACCCGAACAACAUCACCCUCUUCGGAGAAUCGGCCGGUGCCGUGUCCGUUUCUUUCCAUUUACUCAGUCCCUUGUCGAGGAAUUUGUUCUCGCAGGCCAUAAUGCAAUCCGGUAGCGCGAUAGCUCCCUGGUCCGUGAUAUCCCGAGAAGAAAGCAUCCUGAGAGGUCUGCGACUGGCCGAGGCGGUCAAUUGUCCCCACGAUCGCAGCAACUUGCAAGCCGUCACAGAUUGCCUAAAAAAAACCGACCCCCAAACACUUGUAGACAACGAAUGGGGAACACUGGGAAUAUGUGAGUUUCCUUUCGUUCCCGUCAUCGAUGGCGCAUUCUUGGACGAGCAUCCUGUACGUGCUCUCCAGAAUAAAAACUUCAAGAAAACCAAUUUACUAAUGGGAUCAAAUACGGAAGAGGGAUUCUACUUUAUCAUCUACUAUUUGACGGAGCUCUUCCCGAAGGAGGAGAACGUCUACGUGAACAGGCAGGAAUUUAUGCGAGCCGUAACCGAACUGAAUCCCUACGUCAACGGGAUCGCCAGACAGGCGAUUGUUUUUGAGUACACGGACUGGCUCAAUCCGGACGACGCCGUAAGUAACAGGGACGCGCUCGACAAGAUGGUCGGGGAUUAUCAGUUCACCUGUCCCGUAAACGAAUUUGCUCACAGAUACUCGGAAACUGGGAACAAUGUUUACAUGUAUCAAUUUAGACAUAGAACGGUGGCAAACCCAUGGCCCUCUUGGACCGGCGUCAUGCACGCUGACGAAAUAGCUUACGUCUUUGGCGAACCCCUCAACCCAACAAAACAAUACACACCUCAGGAAGUCGACCUUAGUAAACGAAUAAUGAAAUACUGGACGAAUUUUGCCAAAACGGGGAAUCCCAGCCUGUCGCCCAGUGGCGCCUGGACUCCCACAUUUUGGCCUGUUCACACGGCCUACGGACGAGAAUAUUUAACACUGGACAUCAAUUCGACAGCUACUGGAAGAGGGCCCAGGCUCAAGCAGUGUGCCUUCUGGAUGAAGUAUCUACCUCAGCUUACACAAAUGACAGCAUCGCUUCAAAACAACCAAACAGAAAAUUGCACAAAUGGAGUAGGAAAAUGGACGCAAUCGUUAACAUCACUUUUCCUACUUUUAACUGCUUUAAAAGGAUUAUCCCACUUAGUGGGAUAGUCAACGUUUCCUCUCCACGACAUCAGGACUACUGCAGCCAAUGCGUAAAUUGCUUAUUAAAAAUAUGUUUAAUAUACCUAAUACCAUGCGCUAGGAGUAAGCGCAACCUUUGAAAUCACGAGAUAGGCACAUAAAAUACACUAAAGGAAAACAAAACAAAGGAAAGAAAAUGAUGAUUUUAUAUGUGAAUAUAUAUCUUUCGAGAAAUUAUCGAAAGAAUCAAGCAAGAUAAAGCAAAGUGAGUAACGCUAACGUUAAACUCUAGGGAAAGUACAAAUUCUCAUUAAAAAACUUUCGUCAAUUUGUAUAAUUUCAGUUAUAUACCAAGUGUCCCAUUCCGGGAAAUUAAACCGAAUAAGUUUAAGACAUUCGCAUAUCAAAAUAAACAUAAAACAACAAAUAAAAUUAAUUACUGACAAAUUGCAAAUCAGUUUUAAAUGCUAGAGUUUAUAACAGUCCACUGGUGAGUAAACCGAAUCAUUAAAAUAAAAGCAACUAUUUCAAACUAAAAAGAAUUUCUUUUAUUCGUGCUUUAUAAAAUCUAUAAGCUUGUUCGGUGUUGUACGUACAAUAGCUUUAAUAUAAAGUAAAUGUCACUGAUAAGGAAUUUAUAAGAAUAUUUUAUUUUUCAAUAUUCAAAAUCCACGUUUAUUUUAUUGCUUCUGCAAGACCAAAUCUUCAAUCAUGAUUACCGUUAUUAGAAUAUUAAUAAAUAUAUUGUCGCAGCCCUAGAUUUCGCUUGAACACGAUGUUGUAACGAUGUAGUAGGUAUGUAAUUAAUAAUAAUAAAAAUUAUCAUUGUAGAGACAACAAUUAAUAAAAAUAAUAAUUGUAAUAAUAAAAUGAAAAUGACGCGUAGCAUGUUUUUGUACUCCACUAAUUGUGAAGAAAAAACACUUUAUAAACAUAUUAUUAUGUACUUCUAUCGCUAUCUAUCUUUGCUGCCUUAUAAAAAUCAUAUAAUAACUAAAUGAUAGAUUAAUAAGAUUUUUGUAGUAGCCCUUUUUUAGGGAAAAGAUUAAUAGUGUUCCUAGUGCCUCCGCUAAUAGUAGCAGAGUCCUUCGGUACUUACAAAUACACUGUGAAUUAUUAACGUACGAGUACCUUCUGGUAAAUCCGGCUCGAAGGACCAAAACAUCAUGACCCCUUCUGAUGCCUAAAAAUGGCAAUGGUCCACAAUUACGCAAUUGAAAUUAUAGAGGGUACUACUGCCAUGUUAUAGAAUAGUAACACGAUAACUGUCAAUUACUAUUGUUUUUUGAUAGGAUAAGAUGAAAACCCCACAUUAUUAAUUGAGUUUUUACUUUGAAGAGCUUGUGUAUUUUGUAAUACAAGUUUUUUGUUCAUAUAUUUGUGAGUACCGAGUAAACUUUCGACACAUCGCGUCACGCGUAAAUAAAAUUCAUCUUGAAACAUGCACAUCUAUUUAGAAGGAAAUGUAAACUGAACUGUAAAGUGCAAACGGCCAUACAAGAAAACACACAUAGAAUUUUUGUAAAUAUAUGGUCCAUUACUUAAGAGAAAUUUAAAUUGUAUUGAAGAAAAGGAAUUCCAAGCUUACUGUACCAAAGUCAUCAGGAAAAACACAAAAUCUUAAUGAUAAUUUUAAAAUCUAUCGAAAUUCUAAAGCUCAAUAUUAAUGUUUUUUCAAAAAUAAUAGAAAUAUUUUGUUAAUCGUGCAAAUUCUUGAGAACAAGUAAUCUGGGAGUUAAGAAAUGAUAAGAAAAUCGCCAAUAAUUUGUAAACCUAAGCUUUUUAUGGAAUAAGUAUCUUAACAAACCCACAUUGGGUUUGCCAUUUUCCGAAUUGAAAGGUUUUACCAAUUCUAAACUUCAAAUGAUUAAAUGAUCAUUCAAUUCAUGGAAAAAUAUAAAAACUGUCCUCUUAAAAAUGGUUUAAUUUAUAAAAGCAAGAAAAUGUGACUUAUAAUUAAAGGGUUCAAGAUUAUCGGUUUAAAUAGAGAACAAAAAAGAAAGAUAUGAAAAGAAAACAAUUCGUACCUAAAUUAGACCUAACAUAUGUAUUCAUUAUUACUUAAUGUCCAUCAACAAAGAAAUAAAGCAACCAAAUAGAUUAUUAUAGAUGUACCUAAUAUAAUAAUAGUUUGCUCAUAUCGAUGAGAUUGUGAUUGUACUGUAGUUUACUGGACAACUACUACCUACUCUGCACUCUCACUUGAACAUAGAAAUAAAAUAUCUACUGUCAUGCUAGCUUUAAUAUUACUUAUACUGAUUGUUGAUGAUUUAAAUAAGAAAUACUGCAAAAGUAUCUCACAUUAGCACAGAUUCGACCUAAAUUAUCACGAACUGAACUUUUCCAAAAUUUAUUAAACAAAAAUAAACUAGUUUGUGUUUAAUUUGAGUUAGUUACGUAUUUAAAUUUGGUUCGCAAUUUACGAAACUUAGUAUAUUUUGUUUAAAACAUCUCCGAAAAAAAAAUAAUUUUAAUUAUUAAAAAUUGAAUUGAUGAAGCUUUUGGAUAUUGUAACUCCAUUUUAAUGUAGAAAAUAAAAACACAAACGCAAGUUACAAAGAUGUUUAUCGUAGCAGAAUGUACAAGAAGUAUUUCUUCCAUCUGAAGAAGCCACUGUGUGGCGAAAUGUACAUUGUGGUACAAUAAACAUCUUUGUAACUUGUGUUUGUGUUUUUAUUUUCUACAUUUUAA